Messenger RNA from Exaiptasia diaphana, 2104 nucleotides. RefSeq lists its product as uncharacterized. Bases 97 to 1401 code for a protein of 434 amino acids. The transcript is spliced from 2 exons. NCBI's taxonomy places the organism in Eukaryota, Metazoa, Cnidaria, Anthozoa, Actiniaria, Aiptasiidae. The record is from RefSeq and is a predicted model, not a curated record.
CAGAUUUGCUACGCCUUGAAAGCCUCAGGUAAACAUGCUGUGAAAGACAAUAUAAAGCGCUUAUUGGACAAUUGGUCAUCAGCAUUUUUAACUCAAAUGACCGAAGUCACUACUACCCAAUCUCCAGGAAUUCCAAACUUUCUCAGAAAAAUUAACAAAAGACAACCGUUGACAAUGGUUGCUAUUGGAGGGUCAAAUACCGCUGGCGGUGACUUGGAAAGCUUCCAGCAAACCUACUUCAAUCAAGCAUCUGCUUUGUGGAACAAAGAUAUGUACCAGGUUACUGGGUCAACUAUGACGUCGUACGGCCUUGGUAUUGGAAAUACAGCAAGUGAUGUGUUUUCAUUUUGCUUCCAAAACUUUUUGCCUGAAARGCCAGUUGAUAUAAUUCUAAUUGAUGAAGCAGUUAACGAUAGAUGUAACCAAUAUGGAAAAGGUGCUCAACCUAUGGAACUACUGACUCGAAGACUACUAUUACUCCCAUCUAAGCCAUUGAUUAUAUAUAUCAAUUUAGUCAGCCCAAAUCAACAGAAUGGCAAAAUCAAAAAUGUGCAAUGCAAAAACAUGCAAGAUUUCGGGUUCGAUGAGCUUGCAAAGCACUAUGGAAUUCCUUUCAUUACCAUGAAAGAUUUCGUAUGUCCGUUAACUAGCUCUGGUACCAGAUUCCUUGACAAUUCUAAACUUGAUAUGUUCGUACGUUUUGGAAAUCACGUCAGUGAAAAAGCUCAUCACAAGAUUGCUGUUAUGAUUGUCAAAUACCUAACGAAGAUGUUAAUUGAAAACAAUGGGAAAUAUUUCCCAGGACAUCAUUCUGGUCCUCUUAAAGCUCCUAUUUUUACAACAGCCGCUAUAAGUGAUAGCCAAUUAUCACAAGCUAGAUGCUAUGCAGAGCUAACUCCAAACUGGAAACUACCUUUAAAGCAAACGCUUUCGAUUCGUGUUGUUCAUUUUCAUAUGUUUCAAUUCUACUCUCCAGGGACGGAACCAAGUUUUAAACCUCAUGCACAUUGGAGACUGGAUGCCAGUGGCGGAUGGGUAGCAAAACCCGGUCACGUCCGUCUUAAAGCAAACUUUACAAUURACAGUCAUGAUAAACCAAAAGAGCUCUAUUCAGUCGUUGCUAUUUUGAAGUUCAAACAAACAUCGCGAUUUUCUAUCAAGGUCUGGCUAAAUGACAACAUUAACUAUUGCACUGAAAUAUCGAUUACUAAACCUGGUUAUGAUUUAACGUUCAUUCGUGUUGUUCCAGUAGGAGCUCGUGUUCGACCUGGUAACCACUCAUUGUACCUUCAAGGGCAUGCGCAGUAUCUUCAUGUCAUUGGUGUUGCAAUUGGAUACCCUGGCUUUAGUGGCUUUGAAGGCUAUAAGCCUUUUGGAGGUACAGAGAAACCGUGUACGUGAACUGGAGUGAAUACAUCGGUAUUGUUCUGGGUAACCACUACCCGUUGCAAAAAUCGCUGUGUGGAUCAAUUCACUGCCUGCGCUGUUAAAGACUGAGCAACGCUGCUACCAGGAGAGUCUUCAGUCUUAAACGGAAAAACCGGCAAAAGAAAGAUGGCUGGUAGCAAAACCAAGCAGCAAUCAUAUUAAAUCAGCCAACAAUGAAACUAAAAAUUCAAAUGUAAAUAACAACAACAAAAAAUCAAAAAAGCUUGCGGCAAAGAAGUACUGGCAUUGAUGUCGUUCAUGUAAGACAGCAACCUGUUUUAUGCAAUAUUUAACCAAUUUUUAACCGCAUAUUACUAAGUGCUACUGAAUUAUGCGUAUAAUCCCUUUAUUAUCCCAGUGUCUAAUCAACAUUACUCAUAACACUAUUUGGUACUGUGAAGUCCUUGAAUCCAUGAAACGUACUAUAGAGUCAAUUUUGUAUGAGUGUGAAACGGACUGCACUGUACUGUAGCCGUAAUCGUACUGUAACCAAAUUCUAGUGUCUCAUUGCUUCACAAAAAUUGUGCAGACCAGGUCCGCUAACUGUGCAGUAACCUUGCGGUAAUUUCUACCGUAUGUUUCCCACUCAUACGAAAUUGACUCUAAGGUGUAAUAUAUUUGUCUAAUAUAUGGCUAUUUCAUGAAACGUUGGAUAGUGAAUAAAUAGUGUAGUUCA